GUAGCUGUAAACGUCAACCAGGAUCUCUGCUAAGGAAAGAAGACAUGAAUAGCGGAACGCACAAUAUUUACCGUUAUGAUUAACAAGAUAACAUCAGAAACGCGUGGCGCUUAUGAAUAAGAGCAGAGUAACAAAGACCAGGCCGUAUUUUCGGCUGUUGCGAUAAAGAAUCUGCCCAGCAUCUUCGGCUCUACGUUGAUCAUUGAGUAUGGCCUGGAUAUGGAAGAGGAAGUCGGUCAUCGCGACGGGCCUGAUCGUGGUGGUGUCUCUCUUCGUGGUGGUGGUGAACUACUCGGAGAAGCCCUAUGACCUGCUGCAGCCUGUGUUUGGACAGAGUUUCAGUGGCCAUUGGAUGUUUUCCCGGCAGCCUACCAAGACAUACAAACCCCACCCAGGCUACGUCAGCAUCCCCAAGCAGGAGCCUCUGAAGCUGCACUGUGACGUGUGCAGUGUGGUGUCCAGCUCGGGCCAGAUGUUGGGCCAGCAGGUGGGGGCCGAGAUCGACCGCUCGUCCUGCAUCUGGCGCAUGAACAACGCGCCGACGCGGGGCUUUGAGCGCGACGUGGGCCGCCGCACCACGCUGCGGGUGGUCUCGCACACCAGCGUGCCGCUGCUCCUGCAGAAGCCGCACUAUUUCUUCGGUCACGCCAACGACACGGUCUACGUGGUGUGGGGCCCGCUCCGGAACAUGCGCAAGGACGGCAAGGGCAUCGUGUACAACAUGCUGAAGCAGGCGGCCGACAACUACCCGCAGGCGCGCAUCUACCUCACCACCGAGGAGCGCAUGAACUACUGCGACAUGGUCUUCAAGAAGGAGACGGGCAAAGACCGCAUACAGUCGGGAUCCUACCUCAGCACUGGCUGGUUCACCCUCAUCCUGGCCAUGGACAUGUGCAAAGAGAUCCGCGUGUACGGCAUGAUCAACGAUACAUACUGCAAGUUAAGGAUGGAGGGCUACCGGAAGGUUCCGUACCACUACUACGAGGCCGGGAGCCGGGACGAGUGCGCCGAGUACCUGCUUCAUGAGAGCGCGCCGUACGGCGGUCACCGCUUCAUCACCGAGAAGGCCGUCUUCGCCAAGUGGGCCAAGAUGCACACUAUCAAGUUCUUCAACCCAGAGUGGCAGCUCUCGUGACACACCCCCAUCACACACACACACACACAUACACACACACACACACACACACAUACAUACACACACACCAAAACCACCACCACCUUGUGACUUGGCACAGAGCUUUCUGAGCUGUGAGGGACGGCACUCUCCUGUCUGCAUGCACCUUAGAGAAAGGAGACAUUGACACGUAAGUGCAGGACGUCCUGUGUGUGAGACUCUCCAAGCCCCCUCUGCUGUGAAGAGCGCGUGAGGAUCCAGUCCCUUUUCAAGGUCAGGAACCGAUUGUACUGUUUGCGGUUGGAAGCAAAAAUAGACAAUCAAGCACCAUUGUUUGGACUGAUGCACUCAGUCGAACAAAUAAUGCCCGCUGACACCAUGUGGUGUGCAAAAGUGAGGUGGUAACCUUGUGAAUGUUUGUAUUCGUACACUGUCCAGCUGUCGAUUUCUGCACCAGAGCAGCCACGGGAAGGUCAUUCAAGCAAAGGCCAUCGAGCUGAAAGAGCUGCUGCUUGACAUUCACAAGAUGACGAGGAAGUGCAAUCAUAAAUCAUAGAUUUUUUUUCUCUCUCUCUCUCUUUCUUUAUUUCCCUCUCUCACUCUGUCUUUCUUUUUCACAAGAAAAAGCUGAAUUUUUGAAUCUCCAUGUGAUGCACUACCAAUUCGUAGAAAUACGAAAUAUUCUGGGCUGCUGUCAGUGUUUUUUAGCUGAACAGACUGUUUCUCACAAAGGCUUUUUUUCCUCCAGUGAUCAAGGCAUCACACGGAUCAAAAGUUUAAUAUUCUUUGUGUGUGGAUGAAAUCCUUCAUCCUUCCCUUGACCAAAAGCUCUAUACAUCUUCAAACACACACAUGCAUGUGUGCACACUCACACUAUCAUACACGCACACAUACACACACACAGACAGACAGAUAGCCACACACACACACAGAGAUACAGUAAAACUCAUUCAGUCUUUUGGCAAGCAAGACUUAGGAAGACUUAGGAAAGAUUUCAAACAGAAUCUGUUUGAAAUCUUAAUCUGAAAUGUAUCAUUCAACAACCCACAUCUGCAAUCCAGUGCCAUGUGAGCAACCUUCAAGACUUGCCUUUCCGUCCCUUCAAAAUGCCCACAAUGAUUAAAAAUAUAGCGAUUGAUUUAUUUGGUUCCAGAACAAUAUUAGCUUGAUGCUACCAUGACCCCCCCCCCCCACCACCACCACCACCACCACCACUGCACCCCCCUCUACAUUAAUCAUCACACACACUUCACAGCAACAUGUCACAAUGCAUUAGAGCCCUCUCGUCCAAGUGCCAUCUCUUUGACAUUAAUAGCAUUAACAGCAUGGGGUCAAGUGGUACAAACAGCAUGUCACAGCAUCCAUUAGCGUGAGCGGAAGACCAGUAUCACUGGCGCGACCCUGGUGUGCCACGCUGAGCUGAGCCAUGCCGUGGUGUGCCGCAGUGUGGUGUGGUGUGGGCUCCAGUGCCGUGCAGUGCAGUUCACCUCCCCACCCCUCCAGUCCGGACUAUCAUCAGCCAUCUCUCUGAGCCACGCCUUUGUGUCUGUGUGCACAAGUCCUCAGUCCUUCCCUUUUGCUCUCUAGUCUCCUUCCUUGUUUUUCCUCUCUUCUGUCCUCGGCUUUUCUUGGCUUUUGGCUAUCAAGGAGUAUGUUUCUAAGUGAGAAUAGGCCCAUAAUGCUAAAUGUCCACUAAAUGCGCUGACCAGUCUAGUGUUUCAUGUGAUUGUUCUAAGCUUCAUAGUUCCAUAGUUCCAGCUCAAGCUCCCUCCGAACUUACUUUCAUUCUCACUCAUUAGGCUAAUUAUGUGGUUGAGAAUUAAAAAAAGACAAAUUAACUAAAUGUUCAAUUGGCAAAAGACUGGAAAUCCCUUUUCAUUUUGGGCCAUUUGUGCCUUUAAAUGUAUUUAAUCUGCUUUAAUCUGCACAUAAAUUAUCCAGGAAUUUAAAAACUAUUGCUUCUCCUUAUUGCAUUGCAUUCUCAGUUUUUGCUGGGUUGUCACAUCUCCCCUUGACACAUGCUUAAACCAAUCAGCAAAUACCUGGGGCAGGGUGGGACACAUCAGGCUUACUCCCUGCUACCACCAGCCCCACCCACGGCUGCAGUCUGGACCCAAGGGUGAUGCUCAAAGGAGCGGUCCAGAAGGUCCUCGCAGACACACGCCAUGAUUAAUCAUUUCUGCAGAUCUCGGAGCAGAGGCGUGGUACAGCCAGCAGAUGAUGCAGAGCAGCCGGGGCUUCCCUGCUGGGCGGCCCGACUCAUCUGCACACGCUCCGCAUCUCAUUUUCUCCUCUCCUCUUCUCCCCACUCCUCUCCUCUCUCUCUCCUCCUCUCUCUCCUCUCCUCUACCCUCCUCUCUCCUCUCUUCUCUCUCUCCUCUCUCUCGUCCAGCAGCUGUCUGAUGCAUAUGCUCUGCAUUCACAGAAGAAGAAAAAGAGAGGUUCAUUAGAAGUCUGGAUACAGGAGAAGAACGCUAAAGGGCAGCUUUGGUGGGCUUUUUUCAACCCAUACCUUAUUCAGUUCCAAUUUUAUUUAUUUAUAUGGAGCCAUUAACCAACUGGAUGUACAUGAACAGUCAUUUCCAGCUAUUUAUAAUCGAGGACAAACUCUUCAAAAUAUUCCCCCAAAAAAACAUUAUUGUUAUUCAGCCUGUCCAAAGCUCCUGACCCGGUAACAAUGAACAGUACACCUUUUACGGGGGAUCUAAAAAAAAAAAACGAAUUUGUGACAACAGACAUGUUUUGCUCCGUGAACCAUUUUCUUAUCUGUUAGUGCAAGGCACGCUCCAUCCCUCUCUCUGAUCCCUCUCUCUCUCUCUCUCUCUCUCUCUCUCUCUCAUAUUUAUAUAUAUAUAUAUAUAUAUAUAUAUAUAUAUAUAUAUAUAUAUAUAUAUAUAUAUAUAUAUAUAUACAGACAGAAGUCUUGUUGUGUGGACUGUGUAAAUAGGUUUUUGACCAGUCUGUGAUUGUGACAUUGUUUGGCAGCUCACUUGGUUCUCUCUGAUUGCAAUAAAAUGAAUACCCCACCACACCACCACCACGGCUACCGCCUGCUCCACCACCCCUCCACUUCUCUGCGCUGUGAGCAGGUGUGCAGCAGCCCCCCGCCCCCCCCCCCAUCCCAGCCAUCCCAGCCCAAACUGAGCCAGGGCCCCUGGGCCGCGAAGGCAGCCAUUUCAUGAAGACAGCAAGGAGAGUGGCCGCGUCAAAGGGGAGGCUGAGUGCAACGGCGCCCCCUGGUUUGCUCGAUGACGUGUUGCGGCCAUGGGAGCGAGCGGGUUUAGGGGCUUGCGCUUGGGGAACCUGCUGUGAAGCAGCGGCAUCGACCCUGCGUUGUUCCAGGAUGUUCUUUUGUGGAGACGGCAGAUCACAGGUUCAGAAAGCGCACACACUGCAGGAAUUCUGUGCGAAAAAACCAUCUGUCUCUGCUAAUUGGCACAGUUCUUCAGCCAGGCGGUGUAGCUAAUGAGAGAAAUCAGAUGGCUAAGUGCAUGGAUGGAGACGCUAAAGGGGAAAAAAGCAUGGAGGCACUGCUUCGUUCUGCACUGGGUCGAUCCCACCGCUGUGUCCACCCUCAACUGGGACGUGGUCACCCGGCGGCUCUGGAAGCUUCCAUCAGGACAGCUCCUGAGCGACAUGUCAAAAUGGCCUGCCACUACUAACCUACACUUUUCCUCACAGAUACUGUCAGUGGUAUGCCUUUUAUCACACACACACAUAUUUGUAGCAUUGUUGGUUGGGCCACCAGCCAAGAGAAGAGAAAUAGGCUAUGAAUUUAACAUUUCUGUCUUCGCAUGUCUCUUCCCUCUUUCUUUGUUUCUGUCCUUUUUUUGCUUGAUAGAAAUGCAGUUCUCUUACCAUGCCCAGACAUGGAUGACUGACUUCUAAUUCUAUGAUUUUUUUCCUUACCAGACUCAAGUGCAUUUUAUUCCUCUUCGAAGGGUGCAAGGCUUAGACUCGAGCACUUUUAUUUCAUUCAUAAGUGUCCUUUUUCUCUUUAUUUGUUUGUGCUAGAAUAUUUAUUAAUCAGUCUUCAGUUAACAACCACUUCUUAACUAUUCUGGCAUUCACAAGAAUAAAACAAUAUGUAAUUCUUUCAAGGUUAUACUAUUCCCAGUAUAUAUAUCAUUAUUUCCCAUGCCUGUUCAAUGGGGAGAAUGGCACAUUGUGUUCAUGUCAGUACGAAAAGAUCUGAAGUCUCUUAUAGACCUUUUACCUUUGGCUUUAAUGUAAGCAACAGGAUUACUGAAUUUCUCAGUAAAUUAUUUGAUUGAGUUUGAUAAGCAAGCUGUACUAAGAUGUGAACUGUAUUUUUAAUGGACUUUUAGGUCUUCGCAUUCUUAUCCCCUGGGUGUCCUAAAUAUGAUAUUGGUGAUGAUUUCUUUCAUUUUUAUGUCUACUAUGAAACUGACAUUUUCACGAGUUGUGCAUUUAAUUAUUUCAUCAAUAUCCCUGAGGAUAAAAGUAUACUGCUCCCAUCACACAGAUGGUCAAUGUGUAGAAGACUUUGUUUACUGUAGACUGAAAUGGUGAUAGCGAUUUCAUGUUUGCCUUACUGUUGUAAAACCAGUCAUCUUUGUUUUGAUUCUUUAAAAGGUGAAGUGUGUGGUCAUUGUUGUCCUUAUUUGCUUUUCCAACUUUAAAAACAUGCCUAAAAUAAGGGGGGAAAACUAGCAUGAGCACACUGAAAAACACUGUGUACCUUUUAUCAUCCCAAUUCCGCAGAUCUUAAGCAAUUUUGUCUUUUGGUUUAUUUGUGACACACGUUAUUUCAGUGUGUUGGGCAUCAUUUAAGGCUGUGUGUGAUUGGUGCACUCUUUUGUAGAACCUCACAGAAAUAUUUGAACAUCUGCUUCAUCCUCACCCAGCAUUACCCCUUUCCUCUGCAAUCAGACUCACAGUGUUUACCUCCAGGCAGAGUGUCUCGCCACAGACACACUCACCUCCACCUCCACAUCAGCUAUUCUGUUUAGGACAAUCCCCUGCUCUAAAUAAAUGCCUGUAUGGUGUAGGAGGUUGAAAGGCCUGCAUUGCAAUUAGCUUAGUGCAGACAAAUGGGGAAUGUUCAAUGUUAAAUUAAGGCUCUAAUGAAGCGCAUCCGAAGAAAAAGGCCCAGAAACAAAGGCAUACUGAAGGCUGAGGAAUAAAGAAAGCUGCACUAAAUUGAAUAGAUUUUCUGUAUGUUCUCGAUUGCAUGUGUCCAAUGUUUGAUAAUGAAGCCUCUAUUGUAUUUUCUUUUUUUAUUUGAGUUCAUGGUUCCAUCCAUUUUUUUUGUCCAGGUUGUAUUUGAGAGAGACUCUAUGUGAUCGAUGGCUUUGUGGCGAUUUUCCACUCACUUCUCAUUUAAGUGCAAAUGAACCAUUGGACAGCCAAGGGAAAUGGGCUUUGUUAAAUGUUCAGUUCGCCUUACCUUGGACAUAUCUUCCCUUUCAAACAAACAUAACCCUUCAGUCUUUCAUUCUCUGGAUUUCAACUAUGUUUUUUUUCCUGUGAAGCGUCGUCCAUAAUUUUAAGUCUUACAGAAUGUCGAUUUGCCACUCUCUUGUGUUUCCGCCACUGCGUAGAACUGACUGUUUGAGUCGGUGUGGACGCAUGUGGUUUUAUUUUGUUGGCUCCCUUCAUUAUGAGCGACACAUUUUAGCUAGAAGGUUCUAGUGUCCCUCUGCCCUAAACAGAACAGAUGGCUCUACCAUAUGUACUUAAGUACCACCUAGGCCUUUGGACUGAGCUGUAGUAAACAUAAACAGAUAAACAGAGCAGUGCAUGUCUGGGCCAGUAAGAAAGAGAGGAUGUGUCCAAAAUUGUCAGAGGACAAAGUUGCGGAGCAUCUGUUCUCCUUGUGGACCCACGCGACUCUGAAGCACAACGAAGUGUUAAAAUAUGUUGCCAAUGUUUUGCCAUGUUUCUUUUUCCCUAUCUCAGACAUAUCUUUUGAAAGAAUCUGUGUUAUGUUUGCAUCAUUUGAUGUCAUUGAGGUUAUUGUAUUGUGUUCAGUAUGUAUUGUCAGAAAGUUGUCUGCUGCUUCUGCUGAAGCUGAUGUGUUUUUGUCUGUCAUUUUACUUUUUUUUUGUCUGUUACACUUUUGUGUGUUUUGUGCCCUCAGUAAUUAUACCACUUGCAUUUUUGUACUCUCUGUCAGCCUAAUGUUCACAAUGAAUAAAUGAUAAUAAAUUGUUUUUUUCUGCCAGUA
This is a messenger RNA of Alosa sapidissima (American shad), 7304 nucleotides long. It is a transcript of the gene st6galnac3, whose product is annotated as ST6 (alpha-N-acetyl-neuraminyl-2,3-beta-galactosyl-1,3)-N-acetylgalactosaminide alpha-2,6-sialyltransferase 3. Lineage: Eukaryota; Metazoa; Chordata; Actinopteri; Clupeiformes; Clupeidae. The transcript is spliced from 5 exons. Gene Ontology annotation, biological process: oligosaccharide metabolic process; ganglioside biosynthetic process. Bases 209 to 1135 code for a protein of 308 amino acids. The record is from RefSeq and is a predicted model, not a curated record. Gene Ontology annotation, molecular function: alpha-N-acetylgalactosaminide alpha-2,6-sialyltransferase activity.